This is a messenger RNA of Drosophila montana, 1249 nucleotides long. It is a transcript of the gene Desi, whose product is annotated as Desiccate. Bases 140 to 928 code for a protein of 262 amino acids. Lineage: Eukaryota; Metazoa; Arthropoda; Insecta; Diptera; Drosophilidae. The record is from RefSeq and is a predicted model, not a curated record. The transcript has 5 exons.
UAUUCAGUUUCUUGCGCGCAUAUAAAUAUGAACGAAGACAUAUUAAAAAUUACUAGUUUGAAAUUUAAAGUCGCAGAGCUGAGGCCACACUUGCGGGCGGAAAACAACACACAAGGAAAACCUCACAAUAAAUUUCGGAAUGGAUACUAAAAAGUUAUCCGUUCUGCACCUUAGUUGCAUAUUGUUUUUCCUAAGCAUUGCAGAAGGGAUUCCAAAAUUUGAAAGCAAACCAAAAACUUACACAGAAAAUACGCAAUGGAGUCGAACAUAUGAGAAUGAAAACAAAACUCGGCUGAAUGAGCCGGAAACUGCGUCAACAAAAGAUAGACUGGAACGGCUUGGCUACACGACUGGUUAUGGAAGCUUAAAUGGGUACCCUAGUAGCUCAGGACUUUCUGCGUAUAAUCCCAUUAAACUGGAUCUAGGUGGGGUUGUGCUUGGCACCCUUGUAGGUAUUGGUGCAAUAAUUCUCAUACCAAAAAUAUUGUCAGCAUUUCAUGGUGGUUACGGUGGCUAUGGACGUAGUGAGGACGAAAAUGACUUGGAUUCAUUAAGCAGUAUGAUAAGCAAAAUUGAAAAUGUGCUUGGCCAAAAUAACAUUGAUUCAACAAGCUGCAUGCAACGCGCGGUCUGUGGCUAUGUGCGGUCUACGGAAAAGAAUAUAAAGUCUGGAGUAUCCGACCAAGUGGAUGAAUUUAUUCACAUGCUUUCCAGAAAUUCGCUUGUAGACUACCUUUUGGACGGAACUGCAAUAAAAGAAGCUUUGGAACAUGGAAAGGAAACAAACGAAAAGGCCUGCGAAGAGCUUUACCUAUCGUGCCCGUUAGAUAGUAAAUCGGCCACCAGCAUUCUAAUGAAAUUACUGCCCAAGAAACACAAACUUGCAAAGUUACAAUCUACAGAAAUUGAUACUGAACAAAAAGCAUAAAAUUUGUUAGAGGAACAUAAAUUAUAUAUUAUAUAAAAGAUACAAUUUUGACUUGGAAAGGGGAAAUUAAAGAUAUUUAUAUCAAAAAUUAAAAUAUUGAGCUUUUGAAUUUAAAUUACUAUGUAGAAAAUUUCCUAUUGCGAGUAGCAGCACCAGCUCUAUUCUUUAAAAUUUGAAUGAGAAUUAUUCUCACUUUUGAAAUACUCAGCUUUUUGUACCCUGUACCUAUAAAAAUGAUAUAUUCUUGUUCAGCAAUAGCAGCCUUUAGAGUCACCGAGUUGCCCGAAACUCCAUUCGUCUAUCUUUUUUGUAUUAACGCGU